Botrytis fragariae is the source of this 1497-nucleotide messenger RNA. RefSeq names its product putative mfs transporter protein. Gene Ontology annotation, molecular function: transmembrane transporter activity. Gene Ontology annotation, cellular component: membrane. Gene Ontology annotation, biological process: transmembrane transport. Bases 1 to 1497 code for a protein of 498 amino acids. The record is from RefSeq and is a predicted model, not a curated record. The transcript has 4 exons. NCBI's taxonomy places the organism in Eukaryota, Fungi, Ascomycota, Leotiomycetes, Helotiales, Sclerotiniaceae.
AUGCCUGCCUCGUCCAACUUUCCAAUAUCCUCUUCACAUGAAAAACAGUCUUCGAUAACGGCCAAGAAAGUAAGCACGGCCGCAAUUGAAGUCUCUACUUGCCAAGUAGAUCCGUCAAUUGAGAAAUCUCUGCUUAGGAAGCUUGAUCUCCAUGUUGUUCUUCCACUCAUGAUCUUGUUUGUUCUCGCUUUUCUCGACAGGGUCAAUAUUGGUAAUGCAAAGAUACAAGGGAUGACCCAGGAGUUAAAGAUGGUGGGGAAUGAUUUUAACGUUGCUCUCAUGAUUUUCUUCCCGUCCUACAUCUUCUUUGAAUUUCCCUCCAAUCUCAUCCUUCGUCGUCUCCCACCAUCACUUUGGUUGACUAUUAUAAUGACCCUUUGGGGAAUUAUAACAGUUUGCCAAGGUCUAGUGCGUAGUCAGAGUGCAUUGGUUGGUCUGCGGUUUCUUCUCGGACUUUUUGAGGCUGGCUUCUCUCCUGGCGCUGUCUACCUGAUUUCCAUGUACUACAAACGUUAUGAAUUACAGUGGCGCCUCAGUCUUUUCUUUGCGGCCUCGAUUCUUUCUGGGGCCUUUGGAGGUCUCUUUGCUUAUGCUCUAGCUCAUAUGGACGGCAUUGGGGGCUAUAGUGGCUGGCGCUGGAUCUUCAUAAUCGAAGGGCUUCUCACCAUUGUUGUUGCUCUCUCCUUCAAAUUUCUGGGCAUCCUAGUCGAUUGGCCUGAAACUGCAUCUUUCCUCACAUCAUCCGAACGAGAAACCUUAAUCCGACGAUUAAAAGAUGACAUGGGAGAAGAUACUCAGCUUAACACGCUGAAUAAAAAAUCGUUGAAGAGGAUCUUGGGUGAUUGGAAAAUUUAUGUAGGAAUAUUCAUGUACAUGGGAGUUGUAAAUACUGGUUAUGCUACUAGUUUUUUCAUUCCGACAAUCAUUCAGGAAAUGGGAUAUACAGCGAUUGGUAGUCAGUGUCUUGUGAUAGCGUAUUUGACCGAUCGUCUUCAGCAUCGCUUCGGCUUCACGAUGGCUGGAGUCGCGGUUGGUAUCAUUGGCUAUGCGAUCCUUCUUUGCCAGUCGCAUGUCUCGACCGGUGUUAAAUAUAUGGCUUGUUUCUUCAUAACUACAGGCGGGUAUAUGACGCAACCAGUCACUUGGGCGUGGGUUGCUAACAAUAUGGCAGGCCACUAUAAACGUUCCAUUUCCACCGCCCUUCAAAUAGGCGUGGGAAACAUCGGCGGUAUUGUCGCAUCAAAUAUCUUUAUAACAAAUCAAGCGCCAAAAUACCCUGUGGGAUAUGGGGUUUCUCUGGGAAUGUUGGUUAUGUGUGGAAUUAUGUGUACGGUUUUCUUCUUCGGAUUGAAGAGAGAAAAUGGAAUUAGAGAUCGAGGAGGGAGAGAUUAUAGGUAUAGGGAAGAUGGGGAGAGGAGGAGGAAAAAUAUAGAAGAGGGAAAGGAAGAAGAGGGGAAUUGGGGGGAUGAUUGGCCUGGGUUUAGGUUUGUUCUGUAG